This is a messenger RNA of Trichoderma virens Gv29-8, 909 nucleotides long. RefSeq lists its product as uncharacterized. The record is from RefSeq and is a predicted model, not a curated record. The transcript is spliced from 7 exons. NCBI's taxonomy places the organism in Eukaryota, Fungi, Ascomycota, Sordariomycetes, Hypocreales, Hypocreaceae. Bases 1 to 909 code for a protein of 302 amino acids. Gene Ontology annotation, molecular function: methyltransferase activity.
AUGGACGACAGACGGCCUUCACUAGCUGUUAUGACAGAGCCGUCCGGAAUGAUUCCCCCCGAUGAGUCCUCAUUGACUUCUGUCACCUCAUCUAUUCUUCAUGGCGUCGUGGGCGAAGGCCAGCGCGUCUACGCUGCGUAUGGGAAAGAGGAGUAUGGACUCCCUAUGGACGACCAGGAACUUGACCGCAUGGAUCUGUGUCACCAGAAGUAUUUUUCCCUCCUGAAACAACGACGUUUUCUAUCACCGAUUAGUGAAAACCCGCAGAGGAUUCUAGACUUGGGAUGCGGCACAGGGAUAUGGGUACCGCCGAACUGCCAAUUCGAACUUGACGAUAUUGAACAGACAUGGACGUGGAAGGCUGACAGUGCCGACUUCAUCUUCUCUCGGGACCUAAUUCUAUCUGUACGAAACUUUCCGAAACUAAUCGACCAGGCAUACAGACAUCUAAAACCCGGCGGCUGGAUCGAAUUCCAGUGUCACACCGGAUUGUUGCAAUGCGACGACGGCACCUUACCUGAAGAUAGCACGUUUCGUUCUUGGGCAAACCUCACCAAGACAGCAUGCGAAAGAUACGGCACUCCAGUAGAUGAUCCGACUCGGUUUAAACAGUGGUUUGAGCAACGAGGAUUCGAAUGCGUGACGGAGGAGGUGUAUAAGAUGCCCUGCACUCCUUGGGCAAAGGAUAAGCGCUUGAAACUCAUUGGAGCUUGGGAACAGCACAACUUGAUGAAUCACCUAGAGGGCUUGACGAUGCGGUUAUUCCAAAAGAGCCUGGGCUGGUCAGAAGAGGAGAUUCUGGUGAUUUCCGCCAUGCUACGAAAGGAACUGCGCGAUCUAGGCGUUCACUCCUACUGGCCGUACUACGUUGUAUACGCACGUAAGCCCAUGAUGGCAUUAGGCCAAUAA